Xylona heveae TC161 is the source of this 636-nucleotide messenger RNA. RefSeq names its product esterase. The coding region runs from base 33 to 512 and encodes 159 amino acids. The transcript is spliced from 10 exons. Gene Ontology annotation, molecular function: fatty acyl-CoA hydrolase activity. Lineage: Eukaryota; Fungi; Ascomycota; Xylonomycetes; Xylonales; Xylonaceae. The record is from RefSeq and is a predicted model, not a curated record.
GCAGUCUACCUCGUAAAGGAAAUUUAGUGAGAAUGGCAGCAUUACGAUUCGUGAGAACGGUUUGGGAAAGUUUCCAAACGACGUCAGGCUUAGAGCCAGCUCUUCUUCGCAAUCUCAAAAUCACUGCCGCACAACCUGGGACUGUAAAUCUUGAGUUGGAAAUUCAGAAGGAGCAUACGAAUAGACUUGGCAUACUUCAUGGAGCGACUAUUGCAAGCAUUGUCGAUAGCGGAGGCUCUCUCGCUGUGGCUUCGAGGGGCCUGCAUGCCACAGGAGUUUCCACUGACCUGAAUGUUACGUAUCUCAACUCCGGCGGCAAAAUUGGUGACCUCCUUCGUGCGGAAGUUACCUGUGACAAAUUCGGCAAAAAUCUCGCCUACACAUCUAUCAAAUUCACAAAUAUAAGGGAUGAACUGGUUGCUCGAGGAAGCCAUACCAAAUAUAUUGCAAUGGCUUGGAAAGAUCCUAAAAAUAUUGUCGACGAAUUGUCGCCGAGGGAAGAAAAGUCCUAGUGACAGGAUCAUCAAUCACAAUGGGACUAUAUCAUUCAAAGAAAGCGGGCUGUUUUAAAUUCAUGAUAGAAACUUUACCAUAUCGAUUUUUAUACCAAUUCCAAAUCGCUUAUUCCAGGCGUGC